Messenger RNA from Ostrinia nubilalis (European corn borer), 1101 nucleotides. RefSeq lists its product as uncharacterized. Lineage: Eukaryota; Metazoa; Arthropoda; Insecta; Lepidoptera; Crambidae. The record is from RefSeq and is a predicted model, not a curated record. The coding region runs from base 102 to 650 and encodes 182 amino acids. The transcript has 3 exons.
UCAAUCAACCCUCCAUGUAAACAUCGUGGACUAGUUUCGGUGUCUCAAAAUUCCUGUGUAGAAUAAUUUUACCGUGUUCCCGUAAACCAACUUCAACCAAGAUGAGUCACGCGUACUACGCAGAUGCUAUGAACAAGUCUAACCGGCGCAUCAUGCGCUGGUACCAGAACAACUUGAUGUCCGUCCUCCAGGAUGCAAAGGACCGCCAAGUGCGAGAGGUGGACAUAUCAAUAGCUAUCGCGCAGAAUCUUAUGAAGAUAUUGGACGAGAAAGUAGCCAAACCUAUAGAGGUGCCGCUACGCGAGCUGAUUCCUUCCGAGAAGGACGACCUGAUGAAGCCGAUUGAGCCAGAGGUUGAGGAUCUGCUGUACGGAAGCACGGAGAAGGGCGCCGGCGAGAGGUAUCUGAAAGCCAGAAAUAAGAAGUCGCCCGAGGAUAAAUACUUCUUCCGCAUCGUAACAAGCUGGGACUACGGCUGGCAACAGAAGCAGUCCAGACAGCGCGCGCGUGACGUCAACCGCGGCCGCUGCGCCAUCUUGCGGGACACGUUCUACAGGAAGAACAACUUGGCGCCCGACCCGCGGCACUACUCGCAGCCGGCUGGCGGCGAAGUGUCCAUCUGCAGCGAAUACUCUUGCAACUUUAUGUAGAAGGAAUACAAGAACAAGACAAAAGGAACACUCGUACGGCUUCAAAAGUAAACAAGUCGGACUCACGGUACUACUCAGUCUGAGGAGAACCCAUCUUGGCUACGUCAGAAGAAUACAAGGAAAUGAGAGUAACACGACAGAAUAGAAUAAACCUAUGAUCAUAAACGCUCAUUAGCUUUGCUGUUGUCAUUUGACAAGCGAAUCGAAGCGAAAAUUUGAAGUUCUUGUGCAAGAUAAGUACCUAAAUAAGUGACAAACUAAAGCAGGGAAUCACCCAUUCUGGCGUGUAAAUCAAAGUCAGUUUUAUAGCAAAAAACAUAUAUUUUAUAAUUUUAUUAUUUACAAUAAUUCAACUUUUAUUUACAUAUUAACAACAGCAAGUGUACCCCUAUUCGUAAGGCCACAUCUAACUGUCUCUAUGGGAAUUAUUAAAAUAAAAAUGUAUACAGAA